Penaeus indicus is the source of this 1630-nucleotide messenger RNA. RefSeq lists its product as uncharacterized. The record is from RefSeq and is a predicted model, not a curated record. Gene Ontology annotation, cellular component: nucleus. Gene Ontology annotation, molecular function: protein binding. The coding region runs from base 563 to 1384 and encodes 273 amino acids. Lineage: Eukaryota; Metazoa; Arthropoda; Malacostraca; Decapoda; Penaeidae. The transcript has 3 exons. Gene Ontology annotation, biological process: regulation of transcription by RNA polymerase II.
AUUGUGUUGAGUUAAGUUAUGAUUUAAAUAUUUUGGCCUAGUGAAGUACAUUUUUGCCCAUAUUCAUAUAUAAACCAUUGUACAGAGUUGUAACAUUGAGUGUAUAUAUGAAAUACAUCUAAUGCAGUUAUUUCUUUUUAGAUUCACACCCUGCAAAGCCCAAGAAGCAUCAAACUUUAAUUCUUAAUGACUUGCUAGAAGAUGUAACCUUUGCCGAUGUGACACUUACAGCUGAGGGGCAGUCGGUUAAGGCACACAAGGUAAAUUGGAGGAUGAGAAGAGUAUAAAACCUACCUAUUUUGUAUUUAAGGUUUAUAUGAUUUUCAUCCACUAUUCAGUAGCAGCUGUACUUUUCCCUUGCUGCAGGCUGUUGUUGUAGAUGUUAGUCUAUGCCUUUACUAUAAUAUGUACUCUUGUUUGUUUAGUAUACCGGGUAUUGUAUUUGGUGCAAGUAGUGAAAGAUACAGUUUGAAAUUGUGUACAUUCUGCUUCCAGACUCCUAUUUAAAGGAUGAUGGCUUUUACUUUCAUCUUCAUUUUCUCUAUAGGCAGUGUUGUCAGCCAUGAGCCCCUACUUCAGAAGUGUGCUGCAAAACAACCCAAGUCCUCACCCCAUUAUCAUCAUGCCUCUGGACAUGCGGUUUGAGGAUCUGAAAGGAAUUAUUAAUUAUAUAUAUGUGGGUGAGAUAAUAGUACCAACUGAGAAUAUGUUCUCACUAUUUAAGGCAGCUCGAGUUCUUCAAAUUUCUGAUUUUUCCACCAUUGAUGCCACUGGCUUAAGCAGACCUGGUGCAUCUUCAUCAUCCAGUAACACACAGUUCACACAUAAUGUUGAGACAGCCACACCAACUGGAACACUAGAUAUUGAUGAAACAGCCACACCAACUAGAACACCAGAUAUAGGUGAUACAGCCACACCAACUAGAACCAACCAGUCUGAUGGAGUAAGGGCCUGUACAAGGAGAAAGGAUGAUAUUAAUAAGAUACAGUCAUCUAAUAGAAUUCAAAAGUGCACAGUAUCAUCUGCCACUGACCAUCUGGACAAAAGUCAGAAACAUAUACACAUUUGGGCAAACUAUACUGCAGUGGACACUGAAGACCCAUUAGAUAUUAGCAACCAUAAGAGAUCAGAAGGUGGAUCUUCAUCUGAGCAGACAAAAGACAAAAGCUCAUUCCUGGAAGAUCUUCCUGUAUUUUUACCUGAUGGAGAAACCCUAUCAAGUGACAUAGAUUGUGACUAUUUAGAACAUGAAAAAGAAUUCAUUGACUCACAGCUUCAUUAUCAAGGGAGUGAAUGGGUUUUUCAUCAGGCUCCAAGCAUAAUAUCUGGUGAACUGAAUAAUGAUGCCACAAGCCCGCUGCAUAUUAAAGAAGAGUUUAACUAAAACAGCACGAUUAUUGUUACUUGUUCAAAAUAAAUAUAUAUUUUAAAUGAAUUUCGAACUUGUAUUCAUUUGAAUAUGUAGAACAGAUCGUUAAGGAGGCAGAAUAAUCAUUAGUAUUGGAAUGUCAAUUAUUCAUUUACACAUGAAGUUUAAAUAUCUCUUGAGGAUAUUUGUCUUGGAAAAAGGAUUUCUGACCUGUAGUUGUUUUGUUUAUGCUGUUUGAUUACAUUGUUUUAAUAUUUAAGA